GACUGCCAGAACAGCAGGCACUUGCAGGUAACUGGGUACUCGCUGUGCCACCAGCGCAUACAGGGACCUGAAGAGGCACCAGCGAUUUGCAGCCCAGAGCCUGAGCACAACAGCCGCAGGCAUUUGGCAACGGCACAGGGGCCUCCGAAGGUCACUGCGCAGCUCCACGUCACAGCAACAGCUCAGCUCGCCGACGUCCCAGGAGCUUCAAGCUGUCCAACGGCGUCAUCGUCACCACGCUAAACCUGUUAAUCUCUGCACUACUCACAUUCGAAUAAACAAACACAUCCAGAAGCAAUUUUACCUACCGAUUAAAAUCCUCCCAUUGCUUGUGCCGGCGUCAAUCAAAGUGGUCCAUGGCCCACCAACAUCGCCAACUCCCGACUCCGUAAACGAAGAAGCCGAUGUGGUUGGAUCGCCUGGCCGCUGGCCCAAAUAGUGCAUCUGGCGCAUCAACUCCUCAGUCAGCAUCACGGUCAUUCUCUCCGCUGCCUCGCAGGACCUCGAGUAACCUCAGCCCUUACGUCACCUCCCAGAGGCAGGGCCAUUCGCCCCGUGGAUCCUCCUUAUCGCUGGUCUCAAGCGACUCGUCUGUGUCGCUACUCGCUGCCUCGCGUCGCCCAAAUGGAUCUGGUGUUAGACAAUCCUCUGCAUUGAACGAUCAAGCCGCACGAUCUAUCGAUGCAUUGGAUAAGUUGCUGCGCACGGGAGACGGCGCUGCGCUGGGGGAUACCCGCCAAUCUUCGCUUAUUUCUGACGGCGACCUUGAGUUCGAUUUCGAUUUUGAUGGCCUUUUACUUACAGAAUUGGCGGCAACAACCAAGGACUAUCAUCCGACAGGGCCAGCUCUACGACUACAAUCUAGGGAUGAGUAUACGGCCGAGGAAACAAAAUUCGAAGAAUUGCACAAGUCUAUAUCUGCCUGCGACGAUAUUCUUGGUUCUGUCGAAAUAAAUCUUGCUAGCUUUCGCGAUGACUUAGCAGCUGUUUCCGCUGAUAUCGAAUCACUCCAAGAUCGAUCCACGGCCCUUAACCGGCGCCUGGAAAACCGACGAGAGAUUGAGAAGGCUCUUGCUCCUAUUGUCGAAGAUCUGAGUUUAUCUCCAGAGACAAUAUCGAAGAUUGCUACCGGCACGAUCGAUGAAUCUUGGACUAAAGUGCUGGCCGAGGUGGACCGUCGAGCAACAUCUCAUAAGAAGGCCAAGCCGGAUAGCCAGCGAAGCAAAGCGGCUGAGGACAUGGGACCUCUUCUUGAAAAGCUCAUACAAAAGGCAAUUGAGCGGAUAAGAGACUUCAUUGUUACCCAAAUAAAGUCUCUACGGUCCCCGCAAGUUAACGCCCAAGUUAUCCAGCAGCAGAGCUUUUUACGAUACAAGGAUCUUUUUACUUUUUUGCAUAGACAUCAUGCGGUGUUGGCGGAGGAGAUUGCGCAGGCCUAUAUGAACACCAUGCGCUGGUAUUAUCAAACCCAAUUUGCACGAUAUGAGAAAUCAUUAAACAAGAUGAAGCUUCAUGUCAUCGACAGAAGCGACAGCAUCGGCUACGAAGAAUCCUCGAGGAUUGCCAACGUGUUGUCAGUGUCUAGAUCAAGCGCUCCACCACAUGAUGCCUUCAACCUGGGUCGACGGAUGGACAUAUUGAAAGCUACAAAUCAACCAGCAGUGCCCUCCCACUUAGCUGAAGAAGACCAAACAACGCAUUAUUUGGAAACGCCGUUUCGCAAUUUUAACCUCGCCCUCAUCGAUAAUGCCAUGGCUGAGUACACCUUCAUGGCUUCAUACUUUUCACCAGCCCUCUCCUUCUCCAAAAUUAACAAGUACUUUAACUACGUUCUUGACCCGGCUUUUGAUUUGGGGCGAAACCUAUCAAAGACGCUUGUUUCCGAAACCUACGACGCCAUAGCAAUUCUGCUCUGCAUCAGGCUGAACCAACAUUCCGCUUUUGAACUACAGCGACGAAAGGUCCCGGCCGCAGAUGGGUAUAUCAACGCCACGAAUAUGCUCCUCUGGCCACGAUUUCAAGUUGUGAUGGACAAGAAUGCAGAAUCGGUGAAACUGAUGGCCAGCAACAUCCCCGCCAAGCCGACCAAGUCCUCGAGUGACGCUUCGAAAUUAUCGGCGGCUCCGCACAUGGUCACGCAACGGUUUGGCCAAUUACUCCAUGCCAUUCUUUCACUGAGUGCUGAGGGCGGCGAUGAUGAGCCUGUUAUGGCUAGUUUGCAAAGACUACGUACCGAGGUUGAGGCCUUUCUUACGCGUGUUAGCAAUACAUACGGCUCAGAUCGACGAAAGAGCUCUCGCUUUAUGUAUAAUAAUUAUUCUCUUAUUCACACAAUCAUAGCUGAUGCCAAGGGUAAGCUUGCUGAGGAACAGCAAGAUCAUUUUGAUGAACUCAAACAGGCGUACCAAGAUGAGGACUAAUACACCUGGUUCAUCUCACCUCUUGAUUGAAAGACAAAGACCUUCUAUCCUUUGGCGCCGGCGUCAUUCUGCGUCACAUUAUAGGCAUAACUGCAAAUCAAAUAGAAUUCUUUUUGCAUAUCAUUACAUCUUUUCUAUCUAGAAAAUACUGCUACAAAACUAUUUACAAUUCCAGGAUUGCGUCGUAGGUAAACCGCUAAGAUACCGACAGCUAUUGCCAUACUAGCAAUCCGAAUGGGGCGUCUAUAAAUCCAAAGAGCCAUCUUUGCCUUUUCUCUCAGUUCUAACCACUGAAGCUCUUUUGAUUGCGUCUUGAAAUAUAACUCUCCCUGCUCUAGUGAUUGUUCAUCGCAUCUGUCGAUUUGUCGGGCCGUUUUGAGGGCACUCGAUGGAGAUAUCCGUCGCCAAGAGCGGAGUGUUUCUGGACUAUAUUUCUUAUAAAGGUUAUCUGAACGUUGGACCAACUCAUCCAUAUUCAUUUUAGGUGGGACUCGUGCGAGUACAACUUGCAACAGGUCUGGCUCGUCAAUUUCGAAUAUCUCUUCUCGUCGAUCCAUGACUAUUUGUGCGAACAUGUAUAUGCUGAAGACAGGCUCGCGGGCCAGCAACACGUCAAAAAGCCGUGCAAUAUCAUGGUAGGCUUCGAUGUUAUGUGCAUACAUAGUCAGAGUCCCCGCUAGGGCGUAAAAGGGCUCAAUGCUUGCAACGUGUCGGCGGAGUUCGGGGUCAGCCUUGCCAAGGACAUCGGGCAAAAGCCGAAGCUGUGCGGUUGUAGGGCCAAGGGUCGGAAGCAUGAAAUCUCGGAUGCGUAACACUGAAAGGCGGGCAACAGACUGAGCGCUUAGCUGCCGACCUAGUACCAGGAGGAACACCUGGCAAAUGUCAUGGAAGCCUUGGAAAUAGCAUAAGAACGGAUAUCUCCUCAGCACUUCAACGAUAAGGUCGUAUAAUUCGUGCUUUCGCUGGGUCAUGUCUUCUUCUGUAAGAU
[Torrubiella] hemipterigena is the source of this 3408-nucleotide messenger RNA. The record is from the annotation of a GenBank genome assembly. NCBI's taxonomy places the organism in Eukaryota, Fungi, Ascomycota, Sordariomycetes, Hypocreales, Clavicipitaceae.